AUAUACAAGGAUGUUGAAGGAAGGAUGACACAGUGGGACGAUAUACAAGCAAAGUUAGGGAAUUUACCUCCAAAGCCUGCUCCGUUCAAACCCCCUGUUUUCACUCCAGCAGAAGAUGAGAGUUCGAAACCAAAGGACAGAGCCUGGAUAGAUAAUAAAACUGAAGAAGACCUUGAGGAUCUCGAAGAUGAUCCUGAACUUGAUGAUGACUGUUUUCUUGAAGAAUACAGAAAACAAAGACUAGCAGAGAUGAGAGAAGCUGCAAAGAUAGCAAAGUUCGGAUCGGUAAUGUCGAUAUCAGGUGCAUAUUUUGUUCGCGAGGUGUCCCAUGCUCCACCAGAAGUUUGGGUUGUAGUGUGUUUGUACAAAGAAGGAAUUGCGGAGUGCGGGGUAUUCUUACGGUGCCGGGACGAAUUAGCUACAAGAUAUCCAGCAACAAAAUUCGUCAAAAUAAUAUCUACAGAAUGCAUUCUGAACUACCCAGAUCAUAACGUUCCUACUAUUUUGGUUUACAAUAACAGUGUUGUCAAAGGAACAUAUAUAGGCUCGCAUCAUUUUGGACGAAGCUGCACUGCUGAAAAUGUUGCUUUAGUGCUCUGCCAAUCCGAUCCUGUAAUUAAUGAUGGCCAGAGUUCAAGUGAAUCAUCUAGAGAUGUAGUCCUCGAUCAAGUCCGAAGAAACUUUAUUGAGAAGGUUCUAACAGAGCGUGAAGAUGCAGAUGACGGCUACAAUAGUGAUUAG
Papaver somniferum (opium poppy) is the source of this 741-nucleotide messenger RNA. Its product is annotated as phosducin-like protein 3. The transcript is spliced from 4 exons. Gene Ontology annotation, biological process: protein folding. The annotation marks the transcript as partial. The record is from RefSeq and is a predicted model, not a curated record. Lineage: Eukaryota; Viridiplantae; Streptophyta; Magnoliopsida; Ranunculales; Papaveraceae. Gene Ontology annotation, cellular component: cytoplasm.